CGAAGCGCGUCGCAAGGUCGCCUCCUUCUCAAUGGCCUACGUUAUAUAGGGAACCCGCAUGGUGCUCGCCAAUAGUCAGUGGUACCGUGGCUAAAUGGCAUGAGCGAAAAUGGCCCAUCUUAGAAAGAUUCUGCUGCUGCUGUCGCUGCUCGCGCUCAAAGGACGGUGCUUGGAGGGCCUGAACCAAACCGAGCAAGCAGUCGAAGAGCUGAUCCAGUCAGAAACCAAAGACGGAAAGCUGGAAAUUGUAAAGCGCAUCAAAAAAAUCAAUCCUGAUGGUUCCUACACGAUUGGCUACGAAGCAGACGACGGUUCAUUCAAAAUCGAAAGCAGAGACGUGCUUGGCAACAUCAAGGGGACCUAUGGGUUCGUGGAUGACGAAGGAGAGAUUAAGAGAGUGUCCUAUAGCUCCAGUAAUGCGAGCGAUGUCUUCCCCAACAAGUCCCAGCUGUUCCCAGCGUCCUCAGUGGUGCAGCGUAUCCCCAAGUCUACAACUGCUAGGCCCAUCAGCUCUACAAGCUCCACAAGCGCCCCAGCAUCCACAACGCCGCUCAGCGUCAUCCAGAGCAUAGCCAGACGUCGAGUCACUCAAAGUAGCACCUCGACGACAACAGCCAGGCCCAAUGUGGUGGUCUACAGCUCGGCAGCCCCUCGAGUCCUGCUGCAGCGCCCCUCUUUGAGCAAACUGCCCGAAGCUAAAUCCGAAGUGCAAAUCAACCGGCCCGAGGCCUCAAUAAAGCGGCAGCACUUCGAAGACAUCAAGCCUGUAACGGAGGAAUUCAGCGAGGUUCGCUCCAAUCUGCUCAGACGCCAGACUUUGGGAGAGCCAGGGUUUAACUCCCCAUUCGUGCACAACGAUGACCAGGAUGUGUACAACAGUGUCACCUCUCGUCCUCUGUUCACCACAUCCAGGCCUCCAGUUCGGUUGGGACUAACCACAACUGCGCCCAAACCUUUAGAGGACAGUUUCCAGAGACAUCAGCUUGAGGAGGUGGAGAGCAACACGGCAGUGAACAAAGUAGGGCUGGCGCCCACUCCCGAGCCUCUAGUAGCCAUUAGGCAUCCUUUCCAACAAGGCGCCAUCCUGGUGCCGCUCAGUCAGCUCCAAAACCGCAUCCUCCCAGUGGAAAAUAUGCAGGAAGUUUAUCAGGCCAGGCAAAACUAUGCAGAGCGCCAGCAAGUGAAGCGUCUCACUCCUGCGGGUUUGCGGCCCCUCCCAGUGCAGGUGGACGCAAAUGGGUUCAUCCACCAAAUGCCAUCCACUCCCUACCCCAUCACAAUAACGCCUACAGAGUUGCCCAGCGGCGACAUAGACCAGAUCCAGCCCCCGGUGAGCACCAGGGACUUUCAAACCCUCCUCAACCACCUGAUUAGGCGCCAGAAGAUGCUGGAAACCAUCAGUGAGCUAAUGCAGCGCGAAAAACAAUUCCCUGGAGGCUUUCGCAGGUACCAACCUAGACAGCAAGUGGGAGUGAGGUUGGAGGAGGAGGUGCCUGGGGGCUAUGAGUACCAGGAUGAGCGGCAGUAUGUGGGCAGGAGGAGAGCUUCCAGGGGUUACCAGCCAGAGGUCACGAGAGGAAGAGGGCCGGAGGAGGAGUACCUGCCUGCAGAGGUGCGCGAAUCUUUGCUGCUGCGCAUGCUGAAGCUGGCCAUGAAUCCGGCAUUGCCGUUGCAGGAAGAUGAGGACGCGGAGCCUCAACAGGUAGCCACGGCGGCGACACUGCAAUACCGCAAACUGCCAAUGAGGAAUGUGGAAAUAAUCGGUGAAGAACAGCUGGAGGACACCGAUGCAAAAAAGCGCCGAGCGAAGCGCUACAAGGACGAAGACAUGGAGUACAUGGAGUAGCUUAAAAAGUCAAUCACCCUGUAUAGUAUUUAUUAAUGGUAGUAGUUGUGUAAAUAUAGAAUGGCGUAAAAGUUACCAAAGAUAUGUGAGAAAAACACCUGAACUGGUUGCGAAUUCAUAAUAAAGAAAACAAUGAAACAUU
Messenger RNA from Dendroctonus ponderosae (mountain pine beetle), 1988 nucleotides. RefSeq lists its product as uncharacterized. The transcript has 3 exons. Gene Ontology annotation, molecular function: structural constituent of chitin-based larval cuticle. Gene Ontology annotation, cellular component: chitin-based extracellular matrix. The record is from RefSeq and is a predicted model, not a curated record. NCBI's taxonomy places the organism in Eukaryota, Metazoa, Arthropoda, Insecta, Coleoptera, Curculionidae. Bases 110 to 1846 code for a protein of 578 amino acids.